CAUUUAAUUGAUCAAACAAAUAACCCAAAUAUUACAAAAAUUCAGAGUGCACCAAGUAAAAAAAGAAUUAAAAGUGCGAUAGAAAUAUUCAAAAAGAAAACUAUAGAACAAGAAAUUAUAAGCCAAAUUAAUAAUAU
Molecule: messenger RNA, 137 nt
Organism: Dentiscutata heterogama
Lineage: Eukaryota; Fungi; Glomeromycota; Glomeromycetes; Diversisporales; Gigasporaceae
Source: the annotation of a GenBank genome assembly